Sesamum indicum (sesame) is the source of this 3069-nucleotide messenger RNA. RefSeq names its product ABC transporter A family member 2. Gene Ontology annotation, molecular function: ATP binding; lipid carrier activity; ABC-type transporter activity. Lineage: Eukaryota; Viridiplantae; Streptophyta; Magnoliopsida; Lamiales; Pedaliaceae. Gene Ontology annotation, biological process: lipid transport; transmembrane transport. The record is from RefSeq and is a predicted model, not a curated record. Gene Ontology annotation, cellular component: membrane; intracellular membrane-bounded organelle.
UGAAAAAUUCUGCGUGAAUGGAGUUGCGGAGCGGAGUUCCUCUGCUAGUACAGCAGUACAAAGCUUUGUUCUUCAAGAAUCUGCUGCUGUCAUGGCGGAGCAAGCGCUCCACGUUCCUCCAACUCUUCUCCUCGCUCUUCUUCAUUUUCCUCAUCUUCUGCAUCCAGAAAGCCGUCCAGUCGCGGUACGGCUCGUCGUCUUCUUUUGAAAGUGUUACCGACCCGAAACCUCUGGUGGCGCCGCCGAUUCCGCCGUGCGAGGACAAGUAUUAUACCAAGUUGCCCUGCUUUGACUUUGUGUGGAGUGGAAAUGACAGUGCGAGAAUUGGAGAUAUUGUACGGAGGAUUAGGGAGAAUAAUCCCGGCAGGCCUAUUCCUGAGGACAAGGUUAUAGCAUUCAGAACGCCAAAUGACACAGAUGAUUGGCUUGCCAGCAAUCCUAUGCGCUGCCCUGGUGCUCUGCAUUUUGUUGACAGAAAUGCUACAGUAAUUAGCUAUGGGUUGCAGACUAAUUCGACUCCAGCUGCUAGGCGAGGAAGUUUUGAAGAUCCUACUUUUAAAUUUCAAAUUCCUCUUCAACUAGCUGCAGAGCGUGAAAUUGCUAGAUCCCUAAUUGGAGAUACCAGCUUUAGUUGGGUCGUCAGUCUCAAGGAAUUUGCCCACCCUGCCCUUGAAAUAUUUUCUGCUGUCCAGAGUGCAGGACCAACCUUUUUCCUGGCUAUUGCCAUGUUUUCUUUUGUCUUCCAAAUCAGUGCUUUGAUUACAGAAAAAGAACUCAAACUUCGUCAGGCCAUGACGAUGAUGGGUCUUUAUGAUACAGCAUAUUGGUUAUCAUGGUUCACAUGGGAGGGAAUAAUCACACUUCUUUCUUCGCUUUUCACCGUUCUUUUUGGGAUGAUGUUCCAAUUUGAUUUCUUUUUGCACAACAGUUUUGCAAUUGUCUUCCUCUUGUUUUUCCUUUUUCAAUUGAAUAUGACUGGAUUCGCUUUUAUGCUGUCUGCCUUUAUUAGCAAGUCUUCAUCAUCCACCACUGUGGGUUAUCUCACAUUUAUUAUUGGUUUCUUGACUCAGCUUGUUACAACAUUUGGGUUUCCUUACAGCCAGGACUUCUCCAACACUUACCGAAUUGUGUGGUCCUUCUUUCCACCAAAUCUUCUUGCUGCUGGUUUGAACUUGCUCUCUGAUGCUACUGCAACUCCUCAAGAUCCUGGUAUCAGCUGGAAGGGGAGAAAGAGGUGCGCACCAAAUGAUACAGAGUGCGUCAUCACAAUUAAUGAGAUCUAUAUAUGGCUUGUCUCAACGUCCUGUCUAUGGUUCAUUUUGGCCAUCUACUUCGACAAUAUUUUUCCAAAUACAUCUGGUGUGAGAAAGUCAAUGGUCUACUUUUUGGAUCCUCGAUACUGGACUGGGAAAGGUGGAAAUAAAUGGGAAGAAGGAAAUAUUUGCAGUUGUGCGCGUCAAAUUCCUCCUUUGGAAGAUAUUGUUCCAGAUGACGAGGAUGUACAAGAAGAGGAAAGCAUAGUGAAACAGCAAGCCCAUGAAGGCAUUGUUGAUUCAAGCAUUGCAGUCCAAAUACGUGGUCUUGUGAAAAUUUAUGCUGGAGCAAUGAAGAUUGGUUGCUGCAGAUGCAAGAGAACUUCACCUUACCAUGCUCUCAAGGGCAUAUGGCUGAACUUUCCCAAGGACCAGCUGUUUUGCCUUCUUGGACCCAAUGGAGCUGGAAAAACUACUGCUAUUAAUUGCUUGACUGGGAUUACACCAGUGACUGGUGGAGAUGCACUAAUUUAUGGAUAUUCCAUCCGGAGCUCUACUGGGAUGUCGAACAUUCGCAGGAUGAUUGGAGUUUGUCCUCAGUUUGAUGUCCUGUGGGAUGCAUUAUCUGGUCAAGAGCACCUUUACCUGUUUGCCAGCAUCAAAGGUCUGCCCCCUGGUUCGAUUAAGUCAGAGGUGCAGAAACUAUUAGCAGAAGUGAAACUUACAGAGGCAGCCAAAGUGAGAUCAGGCAGCUAUAGCGGGGGAAUGAGACGUCGACUUAGCGUUGCCAUUGCACUAAUUGGUGAACCAAAAUUGGUUGUUUUAGAUGAGCCGACCACUGGUAUGGAUCCAAUAACUCGAAGGCACGUCUGGGAUGUCAUUGAGGGGGCUAAAAAGGGGCGUGCGAUUAUUCUGACAACUCAUUCCAUGGAAGAGGCUGACAUCUUAAGUGAUAGAAUAGGAAUUAUGGCAAAGGGCAGGCUUCGUUGCCUUGGAACUUCAAUAAGAUUGAAAUCGCGCUUUGGAACCGGUUUUAUUGCUAACAUAAGCUUUGUUGGAGAUGCUAAUGGAACCCCCAACCAAGGAGAUACCUUUAGCACGGAUCAACAUAUAGCUGUGAAAGAGUUCUUCAAAUCACAUUUGGAUGUUUCACCUAAAGAGGAGAGCAAGUCCUUCCUGACUUUUGUUAUCCCCCAUGUAAAGGAGAAGCUAUUGAAGAACUUUUUUGCUGAGCUCCAGGAGAGAGAAAAGGAAUUCGGUAUAGCAGACAUUCAACUCGGCCUAACAACUCUGGAAGAAGUUUUUCUGAACAUUGCAAAGAAGGCGGAGUUGGAAAGCGCUGCUGCUGAGGGAACCUUUGCAACUCUUAUUCUAAACUCUGGAGCAUCCCUUCAAGUUCCAAUAGGUGCAAGGUUUAUCGGUAUUCCAGAAACAGAAUCCACAGAUAAUCCUAGAGGCAUAAUGGUAGAAGUGUAUUGGCAACAAGAUGAUUCUGGAGCUCUCUGCAUUUCCGGUUACUCAGAUGAGAUGCCGAUCCCUCCUCAUGUACAACUACCACCUACUUCUGCACCAACUUCGAACCUGAAUAUUUCAGGCCGACGAAGACAGGUUCAUGGAAUUGUAAUUGACCCUUCCCAGAUUGCUGAUUCAGAUUUACGAUGACUCGGUUCUUACAGGCUGCUAAGUACAGGUUUUUGAUAUAAUUUUAUCAUCAGAAAUUUCUGGUGCAUUGAGUCUUACAUAUAAGUACACGGGUGGCUUUUUCUUGUUAUAACUCAAUAUAAAUAAUCACAUGAUGAGUAUAUUACAAAGUAUA